CACAGCUACUGUUUCGAAGAGCUGCAAUAGUAAAUGGACAUAUCAUCCGUAGCCAUUCUGGAUUAAGUCACUUUGGCUCAAGCGCUCGACCGAGCUUGCCUCAAGCCUUGACUCCUCAAAGGUCCACAAACACAUCUUUCGCGUGGGUGGCUCUGCCUGCAUGCCUGGAGUUUCCAUGCUUGCACAGUCGUUUCUGUUGUGCACCAUUGGCCUUUUCUGCACGUGUUCCGUGCUCGCAGACACGCAGAUCGGCGGCGAUUUUCACAUCAGGAGUGCGCGCUGGCCCGACCACUAUCUGGAUGUCGACUGGAGCGGCACCGUCGAGUUCACGACGAACCCGAAAGACGACAAGACGGUCUUCACCCUGUGGCUGCCGUCGUCGGAGGCCCAGCAGGCGAACCCGAGAUACCUUAUCUACUCGAAAUGGUGGGACGAUUCGACGCUUUUCAUCAAGGAGACCGCGUACGCGGGCGGCGUGCGCCACGAAGCCUGGUGCGACACGGCUUCCGGUGAUCUCUCGUCGAGCGGUCUGUACCUCGUGAGGGCGCCGGUGGAGUCUCCUACGGAGAAUCGGACGCUCGUGAUGUUCGGGAGCCCCAAGUAUGCGUCGAUGUAUAUGUGGUCCGGCAAUUCGUACGACGUCCGCGCGAGGGAGGACGAUCCUGGAGCUGGUGGCUACUGGUGGUUUGAUCCUGCGUUGCCAUUGGAAUUCCAGGAGGGCUUGCCCGACUACACGGGGGCCCUCUGCUCAUGGGGUUGUGGGGAAGUUUCCGAGGAGGUGGGGCUUGCGAUGUGUGCAGGCCCAUCUGGCAUGUUGACUGCCUUCGCUGGCCUGGUGCUGUUGCUCGGAGUCUUAUCUUAGGUGACAGCACGAGCAGCAGUAUUGCACUGAUGAGAUCGGAAGUACAUGCUGUCAAGAGCUCAACCCACAUGUUGGUUCAAAGAGCUGCAGUCUCUCCAGGUCUUCGCCUGAAAUUGUCUUCAGAAGGCGCUAUUAGGGGCUGGAAUAUUUGGUUUCGUCAUGCGCGCGGAUAGGAUGGGGGAUCAGGAGAUGUGGUGGGAGCGACCACGGGAGUGCAGCAGCAGCCCAGGAGCGGCG
This is a messenger RNA of Prorocentrum cordatum, 1099 nucleotides long. The record is from the annotation of a GenBank genome assembly. NCBI's taxonomy places the organism in Eukaryota, Dinophyceae, Prorocentrales, Prorocentraceae.